This is a messenger RNA of Neoarius graeffei (lesser salmon catfish), 1415 nucleotides long. It is a transcript of the gene coa4, whose product is annotated as cytochrome c oxidase assembly factor 4 homolog, mitochondrial. Gene Ontology annotation, biological process: mitochondrial respiratory chain complex IV assembly. Gene Ontology annotation, cellular component: mitochondrial intermembrane space. NCBI's taxonomy places the organism in Eukaryota, Metazoa, Chordata, Actinopteri, Siluriformes, Ariidae. The record is from RefSeq and is a predicted model, not a curated record. The transcript has 2 exons. The coding region runs from base 114 to 368 and encodes 84 amino acids.
AUACCUGGAGACAGACAGACAUAUACGUGAGUGACUUCACUGUUUCUUGGUGGAAACACAGCAGGAUCUGUGCAAGCAAAGGAAAACGCAAUCAAAGCUAGAUUUAAAGCAGAAUGGCAUCUCAUUCUUCAUCCUUGACCCAUGACCAGAGCAAACCCGAGGAAGAAAAUGACCUGGUAGAUCGGCUGAUCUCCAAGACAGGCUGCUCUGCACUCCAUUAUGCAAUUCAGAAGUGCAUAAUGGAGAAUGAAGACUGGAGGAAAUGCAAGACACAGGUUCAGGACUUCAAAGAGUGCAUGAUGCCAUACCAGAAAGCUCAAAUGGAGCAGCUGGUAAAACGCAAAAGCUCAUCCACAGAGAACAUUUGAAAAAUUCCUGAUAAAACCACGUGUUAAAGAAGAUAUCAUUUUGUGACUUCAGGUUACCUUUAUCAUGGAUAUAAUUACACAAGCACAAUCUGUGAAUAUCCUAAAACUGAUUGUGUUGUUUCAUAAGGAUUGUCCUCUUUGAAUUUUAGUCCUUAUCAACUUGAUAAACAUUUAACACCAAGCUGAAAAUUAACCCACAUGACAUUGCGUACAGAAUACAGAAAUUUUGUGUCGUAUAUAACUGUACUGUCGAACUCAAAUACUUUAUUCAUAUUGAGAAACACUGGGAUUUGCUUUUACUAUUCAUAUUCAGUCACUCCUUGAUGAUCUCUUGUUUGAGGCAUAACCUUUUGUGAUUUAAUGCCCUUUUAGUUACCCACAAAACAUGAUUUGGAAUACUUUACAAAGAUUAGCGAAAUCUCUGUGUCAUUACGGUGAAGGAGGUGAUUGGAUUUUAACCUUCGGUUUAACAUGUCUCCAUCAGCCACAAGUUUAAUUUUACUUUUUACAAAUGUGCAUGCCUUAAUUACCUGAAAAUAUAUUUCAAACAAGGACGCUAUUGAAGGAAAACUAUUUCAGACAUUUGUUGCUGAUGUGACCUUGACUGUUUUGAAUACCAAGAAUUUGUACUGUAUCAGCAAAGGGGUAGUCCAAAAAAAUUGCACUCUCGGGUCACUUGAUUUCUAAUGAUAAUGUUAAAGGUUUUUCAGACAAAGAAGAAAAAUAUGCUCAACUAUUAUCAAUUUGUCCUGAUUACAUAGUGUCAAAUUCAUAAAUGUUUAUUUUCCAAUAUCAAUUAAUUGUUUUGAUUAACUUGCAUAGUUUGUUUGUGAAUGUGUCUGUAUAAUAAAAAGAAAAUUACACUUCAGCUUAAAGAUAUGUAGUUUAUCUUCUCAUGUUGAAAAACUCAUAUUUUUCAUCCGAAAUACAUCCCGGACCUGAGUAACAUGUUUUCCAAUAUCUUCACUUGUGAGGAGAUCAAUGGCAUGUCUAACAAGAGCAGUACAAAUCAAUCAAGUAUAUUGUUCAGUAAAUGGAUUCCUCAAA